CCCUCACUCUUCUUCAAACCCUCCACAACAACUCAUCCAUUUGAUGGUAGCUCGCCGGCGUCUCUUGUGUAAUUUCGCACAUAUUUCCUCUUCUUUCAAUUGUACCUAUUCGGGUCCAGCGGCCUGACCGCUCCCCCCUCAACGCCCCCUCACCUCCCGAGAUGAAGUCGACCGCACUCCGCUUGGUCGUGUUCGCCGUCCUGGUUGUCCUUACGGCGGCUUGGACUAAGGAAGACUAUGAAAUUUUCUCCCUUCGCGAUGAAGUUUCCGCGACAGAGGGUGCCAAUGUGACAUUCUACGACUUCCUCGAUGUCCAACCCAAUGCCAGCCAGGACGACAUCAACAAAGCGUAUCGCAAGAAGUCUCGCCUUCUUCAUCCAGAUAAGGUCAAGCGAUCUUUUAUCGCCAACGUUUCUAAGGAUAAAUCCCGAGCCAAAAACAAGAAGCCCGGCAUCCACGUCAGCCAGGGCCCGACGAAGCGAGAAAUUGACGCUGCCGUGAAGAAGGCCCAUGAACGUGCUUCACGAUUGAAUACCGUUGCCAAUAUCCUUCGUGGGCCAGCUCGGGAGCGCUACGACUACUUCUUGAAGAAUGGCUUCCCCAAAUGGAAGGGUACUGGCUAUUACUAUUCGCGUUACCGUCCCGGGCUGGGUUCCGUACUGGCUGGCUUGUUUUUGGCUUUUGGAGGUGGUGCUCAUUACGCUGCCCUGAUUCUUGGUUGGAAACGCCAGCGCGAGUUCGUUGAUCGGUAUAUUCGCCAGGCUAGGAGAGCUGCUUGGGGGGACGAACUGGGAGUUCGUGGAAUUCCGGUUGUUGAUUCGGUCAAUGUUGCUGCCCCGGCUCCCACUCCUGAAACUGAAACGAGCGUUAUGCCUAUGAAUCGUCGCCAGAAGCGCAUGAUGGAGAAGGAGAAUCGCAAGGAAAGCAAGAAAGGUGCCCGGACAACUUCCCGAAGCUCCGGUACUGCAACGCCGACAGGCGAAUCCGUGGAGCCCACCGGAGAGAGGAAACGAGUGAUUGCGGAGAACGGGAAGGUCCUAAUUGUCGAUUCAAUUGGCAACGUCUUCUUGGAGGAAGAGAGGGAAGAUGGUGAGCGGCAGGAGUUCCUACUCGACAUCGACGAAAUCCAACGCCCCAUGGUACGCGACACGAUGUUGUUCCGGGUGCCAGUCUGGUUCUAUCGCAAAACUAUUGGCAGGUUACUUGGAUCUUCUCGCGCAGUAGAUAGCGAGAUUGCUGAUGAGGAGCCAUCCGAAGUAGCGGAACAGGCUGUUGAACAAGCAAGCGACCCCGUGGAAUCUAAAGGUCGGGUGUCGAGAAGACGAAAGCGCUCUCAGAAGUCUUAAUCUGGCUGGUCUAGAGGGCGUCUUGUUUUCUGUGACUACUGAUUAUAUUCUAUCUCUUGGAUUCUCGAUGUCCGUCUUCUAGGAGACCCCACCGCCCCAAGGAACAUGUAUAAAUAUCUUCUCAAUACUAAAUGUAUAGAAAUUUAAUUCA
Messenger RNA from Aspergillus alliaceus, 1497 nucleotides. Its product is annotated as putative endoplasmic reticulum DnaJ domain protein Erj5. The record is from RefSeq and is a predicted model, not a curated record. Gene Ontology annotation, cellular component: endomembrane system. The coding region runs from base 162 to 1346 and encodes 394 amino acids. The transcript is spliced from 3 exons. Lineage: Eukaryota; Fungi; Ascomycota; Eurotiomycetes; Eurotiales; Aspergillaceae.